CCGGUGGUGAGAAUGGCGGGAAGUUUACAACUUGAAAAAGAUGUUCAACAGCAAAUAGAAACAUUUGGGGAAGGGGAUCUUGCUCUGGGACGGACACUUUCAGUUUUGUCGAGAUCUGUUCAAAGAAAAAGUCUCACUAACGGUCUGGCAGAAGUUGUGUCGCAGCUUGAACAAGAAAUUGCUGAACUGAGGAAUACAAUCAAACAGAAGACUGUAGCAGUGUCUAAAAGAUCUCAGGACCUGUAUGAGCUUCAGUAUGUAAAGAGGAGACAGAAACCAGAGGAAAUUCAGGCUGAAGUAGAGAGGCUACAGUCACAGAUUGAAAGAACAAAGGACAUAACUGGUCUGUCCAUAGAAAAAUACAGAAAACAGGAGAUCAGUAAAGAGAGACACGCCAGCUUCAGUAUAGAAGGAAAUGUCCUGGGAAAUGAAUUCAGUGUACAGUUUGAUGCAAAAAAGACAGAAGAAGAUCAUGUGACCAUUGAGAACCUGGGUCUGUCAGUGGGAGAUGAUGUUCUACAGAGACUUCACCAGCCAUUACUUCAACUGAGUGACAACAAUGCCGUGGGUCCCUUUUUCUCCCUGAUGGAGCAGUAUUCUCGAUGGGUUUUACAAAGACAAGAAACAUUUCAACACUUCUCAGAAAAAUAUCCAGAUACAGUGUCGUCAGAUUCUGAUGACUCAUCAGUAUUAGUGCUCCAAAGUCCACAUAUUUCUAAUAGCCCAUCCCUCUGUGUGUGCUGGACAUUUAUGGUUGACCCUUUGUGUCAAUUUCACCCGGAGCUGAAGUUAGAGGUCAUCGUCCAUAAAAAAUUGCUAGAAGCAGACAAAGACAAUGUGAUGAAGAAAGCUCCUGAGGUGUUCCAAAAGAUGUUGGAUUCCUACGGAAUAGAGAGAGCCCUGGAGACCGUGAUUCAGCUGAUCAGGGGGACCUGAGAAUAUGUAAGGUCGAUAGGACUGAAAAAGAGGCUGAUACUCAUUGGAUGUGGUGAUGGUUGUAUCCUACAGUGUUGGGAUUUUAUGCAAAAAUAAACAUAAAAUAAUUGAAGCAGUGAUUUUGACUUCAUAUGGACAUAGCAAUUGAGUCAUUGAAUCUCACCAAUUGAGUCAUUGAAUCUCACCAUAUACAUCUCCUAAUGCAUGCUGUGACUCUAUUUUCCCAUAUUGCUCUCAGAUAGACCAGUAAUAUUCUUACUUGAAAAAUUAUUUUUUUUUAUAUGUGAAUAUAAGCAACUGUAAAAAAUGUGUUGUUAAGAACUUGAGGUCUUGAUAACAGGAAAAAGACAGGAUCAAUUAUAACUGUGUUUUUUUUUUGUUUUCUUUUUGUUUGUUUUUUUUUUUGUUUUUUGUUUGUUUUUUUUUUUGUUCUGAAAGAGGUUUUACUGUGAAACAUGGAGCUGUGAUUGUCUUUUGUUAAUUUUUGUUGAAAUUGUGAGAGAACACUUCAGUAAACCUGAUUAAAAAAAGUCAUAAAAUUUUACUUCUAACUUAAUUGACUUAAACACUGAGCUUCUGACCAAGCCAUGUGAGCAAACUUGUCUGCUAUAAAAGAGAUUGUGUCUUCACUGUGUUGUACAAACUUGUCUGCUAUAAAAGAGAUUGUGUCUUCACUGUGUUGUACAAACUUGUCUGCUAUAACAGUGAUCGUGUCUUCACUGUGUUGUACAAACUUGUCUGCUAUAACAGAGAUCGUGUCUUCACUGUGUUGUACAAACUUGUCUGCUACAUGUAUAACAGAGAUCGUGUCUUCACUGUUUUGUACAAAUUGACUCAUUUGAUCGCAUGUGCGAGAGUUCUUUGUGUUAAGAAGAAUAUGGGUGAACAAGGCGUGCAGAAUGCCUAUAGCUUCAGAUAUUUAAAAAAUCAUAUUCAAUUUUUUUGAAUUAAGUAUUUAAAGUAAAGUUCUCAUUAUUGAAAUUUAUGGA
Molecule: messenger RNA, 1925 nt
Organism: Saccostrea echinata
Lineage: Eukaryota; Metazoa; Mollusca; Bivalvia; Ostreida; Ostreidae
Product: centromere protein P-like
Exons: 9
Coding region: 13-936 (307 amino acids)
Biological process (GO): CENP-A containing chromatin assembly
Cellular component (GO): nucleus; chromosome, centromeric region
Source: RefSeq, a predicted model, not a curated record